AUGGAGCACCUGAACCAAAUCCCCUUGUCCAGCUAUUGGCUUUCCGUGUGCUGUUGGCUGUCCUUCAUCUCCUGGCCGGGUCCUUUCUGUUCACUGCAAGGCUGGGCUGACACAGAGACCCUGGACCACAGGGAUCAAACACGUCUGCCCAGCACUGUAUCCUUCCUCUCACAGCUGCUGUGUGGGCACUAUGACUGGUCCUCCCGGUGGCUGAGGUCUUCCCCGGACCAGGAGACACAGAUCCCUGCUGUGCAGGGCGCAGAGGCUGUGGGAGAGGAAGGAGUGCGUGGUGAGUGGAAGGUUCUCGUUGUGUGGAUGUCCCCGGGCAAAGGUGACUCCACGAUGGGCUAUGUUAAUUCUACCCCAAGACCCUGGAAUUGGAUGGAGGAGAAUAUUUCUAACCUUGUACAUAUCCAGGCUGCAUGGAUCACUUACCCUCUUGGCACCGCCAUCUCCCUCCUAGGGCUGGGGGGCAAUGGACUCGUCUACGUCUUCCUGGUCUGCUCUGUUGAGUGGGACCACUUCUCUGUCUUUCUUUUUCACUUGGCUCUGGCUGAUUUUAGCCUCCUUGCCUGUCUGGUAGUGCAUUUCAUGGGAAAGAUCCUUGAGUAUUUUCAUGCCAUCUGGAUUUCAUGUCCAUACCUGGAGUCUUUCAUUCCCACGUUCUACGUAGCAGUGCUCUGCCUGGUGGUCACCAUCAGUGUGAGCCACUCCCUGUCCAUCUUCUUCCUCAUCUGGUACCGACUGCAUUCUCCGAAGUAUGCGUCCACCAUCGUGUGCAUUCUGACCUGGGUCUUGGCCAUUUCCCUAAUUGUGCUGAAUGAAACGUUCUAUGACUCUGAUUCAAUAGAUAGAACAUUUUGUUACUCAUACAUUACAGUGAUGCUUCUGUUUAUCAUCACUGUUCUGUCUGUCACACUACCAUGCACUGUGAUUAUGCUGCUGAAAAUCAAGUGUGUCUCCAGGGUGCAUCCACCCCGCAAGCUGUACAUCGCCAUGGCCCUCUCAGCUGUGUCCCUUGUAUGUUUGGCCCUCCCUGUACUGCAACCCUUUCUGUAUGAUAAAUAUGAUCUCCCAUAUAAUGAGGAGCUUUUGUUACUGUUCUCCUGUGUGAACAGCAGCGCCAACCCCUUGGUUUAUUACUUUGCAGGGAGAAUGGGAAGCCAGAGGCUCUGGCUACACUUAAGGGAGGUUUUCCAGAGGGCCAUGGGGGAAGAGUUGGACCCCUCUCCCGGACCCUCUGGUCACUCCACCUAA
Messenger RNA from Cavia porcellus (domestic guinea pig), 1257 nucleotides. RefSeq names its product mas-related G-protein coupled receptor member X1-like. NCBI's taxonomy places the organism in Eukaryota, Metazoa, Chordata, Mammalia, Rodentia, Caviidae. Gene Ontology annotation, biological process: G protein-coupled receptor signaling pathway. The transcript has 2 exons. The record is from RefSeq and is a predicted model, not a curated record. Gene Ontology annotation, molecular function: G protein-coupled receptor activity. Gene Ontology annotation, cellular component: membrane. The coding region runs from base 1 to 1257 and encodes 418 amino acids.